Messenger RNA from Bradysia coprophila, 1502 nucleotides. RefSeq names its product chymotrypsinogen A-like. Gene Ontology annotation, biological process: proteolysis. The record is from RefSeq and is a predicted model, not a curated record. Gene Ontology annotation, molecular function: serine-type endopeptidase activity. NCBI's taxonomy places the organism in Eukaryota, Metazoa, Arthropoda, Insecta, Diptera, Sciaridae.
UAUCGAAGAUGGUUAAAUUCAGUCGAUGACCAGUUGCUGUACAGGAUGUAUCAAACAAUUUUUAUAUCCAUUCUGUUGGUUCACAGUCAUUACGCGCAAGACGGAAUGGGAUUGAUCGGUGAUGCGAUUGAAUCAUUUUCACCUUGUGACGAACGUGUACUAUCAAUGAAUCGUGUUAUUGGCGGUCGACCACAAUUGGAAAACUAUUGGGAUGGAACGCUUUAUCUUAAGAAAUGGCCGAAUAUAUCAGAAGUUCGCAUUUCGCUAACUGUAGAUAAUCCAGCCAAAAUUGAAUUAGAUCCAAAUUUGGGUAGAGUGUUGGUUACUGGUAAAACUUUUCAUAUAUCCAUAUAUGACCACCCACCAACAAUUGAAAUGGUGACUUUCAAAAUUCGUGGACCUGCUUAUGGGGCAUUUCCUAACGUUGAACAAAUAACCUUGAACGGUUUAGACGUGUGUAAAAAUCCCAGGAAGUGGGAACCAACCAUUCUGGGUACUGGUGAUACUGUUAGUGAAACAGAAACUGAACAAAAAAUCAAACCGACUUGUGGACGUCGCUUAGUUAAGCACGAAGGUCUCAUUACCAACGGAUUUGAAUCGAAAGAGGGCGACUGGCCGUGGCACGCUGCCAUUUUUCACAUAACAAAUCAACAAAUUGAAUACAAAUGCGGAGGAACUAUACUCAAUUCCAAUACAAUACUAACAGCCGCCCACUGUGUAUAUGAAAACAAUCGACCGAUAAUUAGUGAUAGAGUCUUGGUUCAGCUAGGAAAAUAUAAUUUGAAACUAUCUGGGGAACAUACGCAAGAAUUUCAGGUCCACAAAAUAGUUCCACACUCCAACUACAAUGUAGACAAUUUACGUGAUGACAUUGCAAUCAUUCGACUUUCCACUGAAGCUAGUCUAAACGAUUACGUUCAACCGAUUUGUUUGUGGGAUGUAAACAAAGUGGGAAUAUCGGAUGUUACGAAUAAAUUCGGAACGGUCAUCGGAUGGGGUGUCACGGAAGCUGAUAAACUUUCGGUAGUUUUGAGACAAGCGAUUAUGCCGAUAGUAUCGUUGACAACAUGCCUGAACAGUAACCGAGAAUUCUUCGGAGCGUUUCUAUCCGACAAAACGUUUUGUGCCGGGUUUCUAAACGGUACAAGCGUUUGUAAUGGAGACAGUGGUGGUUCAAUUACUUUUGAAGAAAAUGGAGUGUAUCGUAUACGCGGUCUCGUAUCAUUGACUGUGGCUAGACGCGACACAUUUCUAUGCAAUACGAAGGAGUAUGUUGUCUUUACCGAUGUUGCUCAAUACUUAACCUGGAUUGCUGAAACGAUCGCUCAAACGAAUUAGCCAAAAGCUCCAAAGUAAAUUGAGCUUUUUGGGGAAGUUUUUCCAUAAAGUUAUUUGCUUAUGAAUGACUUCUACGGUAACAAAACUUGACUGAUUUGAUCUUGUUAAGGCUAAGAAUAAAAUGCGAUUGAUUUCAUUGAAUAAAGUUUACUUAGCCAAGUCAA